Molecule: messenger RNA, 3767 nt
Organism: Pelobates fuscus (common spadefoot toad)
Lineage: Eukaryota; Metazoa; Chordata; Amphibia; Anura; Pelobatidae
Gene: CKAP2L
Product: cytoskeleton associated protein 2 like
Exons: 9
Coding region: 52-2244 (730 amino acids)
Cellular component (GO): cytosol; centrosome; mitotic spindle
Source: RefSeq, a predicted model, not a curated record
AAGCCAGCGGUUACCGUUGGGAGCGCGAGAGAGUCCGGUGUCCGUGUGAUCAUGGAAGGAAAUAAACCACUAACGGCGCAAGAACAACUCAAGCAGAAGCUUCUUGAAUACCUGGCUGCCAAGGGGAAGCUGAAACCUCAGAAUAACCCAAAACCCUACCUGAAGGAUACCACCAAUCUUCAAAAGAAACCACUGGCUCGUUCUUCUAAACCUACACAGGUUUCUAAAAACAAGGAUGUUGUUCUCAGGGAUACAAAGCUGGUCUUCCAAGGACAGAAAGUUAAACAAGCAAGUAAUAUCACAGUUCAGCAACGACCAAGAGCAGCACCUCAAAAAAACCUAACAAUCAUUAAACAACCUGGGGGUGCCAAGUUACUCACUGGUACCAUACCUACAAAAGUAAAUCAGACUGAUACUAGGAUUGACCAGCAAAAGAAUGAAGCUGACUGUAAAACACAAAAAAGCAAAGUGUCUGCGGUUUCACUUCCCACAAACUGUGCAAAGGAGCCGGAUGUUGAGGAAGAGGCAAGCCAGGGAGUUUUAGAGGCUGAUAUCAAAGAGGGCUCUGUUAAUGUUGAUGCCGAUAACCGUGAAAUCAGUCCAAUAAACAUUGAGACUGAACGUGAUAAUGCAUUUAACGUAAAGCAGAAUCGGCAGCAAACACGUAGGAUAAUUCAGUUGAAAUCCUCAGCAAAUCAUAUGAAGAAGAAAUCAGACAAUUCUGAUAGAGUUGCUUUAACACUUAGAAACCCAAGCAAUACCAAACAAACUUCUUCUUGGAACAUUCCAAGGUCUGCUCCUCUUGCUACAAACACCCAGAAAACAUUGAAUAAACCUACUGUGAAGGCUCAAAGUGGAAAUACUUGCACAGUAUCUAGAGGCAGCCAGCUUGCAUCGCAACCCAUUGUUGGCACCAGGAGAUCCUACAAGAUUGUCUUCUCUAGAUCUGAAUCGUUAAAUCCUAAAAUUACUAACUGUGUAAGCAAAGCCACUGGGACAGUGUGUGCGAUAAAACAAAACCAUUUUAAUCCCAGCACAAACUUGAAAGCUUCUUCAAUCAAUGGGCCAAGACAGCCAAAAUUAACAACCGUGACACAAACUGCACUAAACAAAGAGCGCUUUAACUCACUAAGUAAACAAACAGCAAAAACUCAAGUCUCAAAGAUUGUCUGCAGGACAUUACCUACCAAACUCCAGACUAAGAGUAGUGCUACUUGCAUUGAACCUUGGUUUAAAGCAAGAGGUGAAACAGUGUCUUCAAGGAGUCAGACACGGAACAGUAAAACUGUGCGUGCAAAAGAAAAUGGUCACCCAGAAACUGCCAGUAAUGUUACAAACAAGCUGUGUGUAACACCAAAGAUGGCUACUGAAGAUCGCAAGAAGCAGUUGGAAGAAUGGCUAAGCACAAAAGGAAAGACCUACAAGCGCCCACCUAUGUCUGUGACUGUCAAGAAGACCGUGAAAAGUAAGAAGCGUGACAUUCACAACUCUUCUCUGUGGGCAGAAAUAGAAGAAGAGGAGGAGCUCUUACAUUUGUCCGAAAGAAUCAACAGUACCCUUAGCGAAUGCUUGGCUCUUAUUCAGCAGGGUGUACCCUCUGAGGACAUACAUGUUACCUUGGGCAAGGUUCCUCAGGCAAAGAAGUUUGCAAGAUUCUGGGUCUGUAAAGCCAGACUUCUUCAGAGAGAUGGAAUCUUUGAUGUUAUUGAUUUGUACGAGAAGGCAGUAAAGUCUGGAGCUUCGCCAAUUGACGAGCUGAGAGAUGUUGUAUUUGAUAUCUUGAAAUCUACAAACAACAAACCAAAAGUUGUCCGUUUUCAAACUGAUUUAGCCGUUGAGCGUCAUGGCGAUGAGCCUGUAGAAUGCUGCACUAAUCAGAAAAGCACAAGUACCAAGAUAAACAGAGUAUCUACACCUUUCAAAGCUGUAGCCACCAGUGAGCAUGGUUCUGCCGUCAAGUUUCAGGUGGUUUCCAGCAAAAAGAAAGCGCCUGCCAGCCAAGAGUGGAAGUUCCUAACCCCUAUACGGAGGUCUUUACGGAUCAACCAGGCAAUGUCUUGCUAUCCAGAAACCUUGAAGGAACAUGACACCGUAGUGGCCUCACUUACAGAGCUGUUGGACACAGCAGAUACAGAUGCCUACCUGUACACAAGAAAUGAAGCUCUACCAGAGGAGGCAGACUUACACCUUCUUGAACUGAUGAUAAAGCAAGACUCUACCGAACAGAGUGAAGGACCAGUAUGACAUACCCCCGAUACCACUUAUGGCUUGUAAAAGAAAGUACAGUGCACUGGCUGUCCAUGCAUCUAUGUACUCUGAGCAUCUGUGUCCAGGUUGCCUGCAUUACCUGCUGCGGGUUGCACGAAAUGUAUAAUUUGGCUUGUUAAGAAUCUAGGCUUACUUUAUUUUGUAAUUAUUCUAUUUCUGUGCAACUGGACACCAGUGAGAAAGUCCAUAAGCCAGAAAUACCAGUUCACGCUAACAUCUCUUUUAUCUAGCAGAUGGUUUUGCUAACGGACUAUGUCAAGAAUUUACUGGUAUGGUGUUUGCUGCUUUCUCUUUCCAGAUUUGGAUUGAGACUAAAAUAAUUUACUUUGCACAUAUACAUGGUCUUCUUAGCCCAGUUAGACUACUAGCAAAUUUGGUAAUUUUUACCUUCCAUCAACCGGCUGCCAAUAUGAGUAAAAUGUAAGAUUUGAGUCUUAAGACUUUGGAUCUUCAGUCUCUCUCUAUUAUGUAACCUUUCCACCGCUUUCUUCAAGCAUGCAAUAAUUACACCCAUCCUAUGAAAUAUUCUCGUCUAACUGUAUCUAAAUUCAAUCUCAUCGCUUUUAUUCUAUUUAGCAUGGAGGUUGCUUGAGUGGUUUGUAAUAUACCAGACUAACUCUCUUCGUUCCAACUCUCCUCAGCCGUCUUUAGUCUUGAUUACAAACUCGGGACUAUUGCUCGCUGUCUCUUUCUGGUGACCUUAACCUGUCAUUUGUUCAUACCCACAUCUGCAACUCCCACUUAUAGAAAUACUGUUGGUCUGCAUUUUUCUUGUAGAAAGCCAUUGUCUUGGUCACUUUAAAAUGCCCAUGUAAUUUCUCUCUCUACUGCAGUCUACCUUUAACACAAAUUCUUUACUUUUCUCUCUUUUUGCCCUUUGCCACAUUACUGUAAAGGUACUCUCCGCAUUUUAGUUAAAUUGAGAUUACAUACAUGUCAAUUUCACAUACUUUUAACCUUUCACCUUGCUUUUAUCCUCUUGUGUAAUUGUUUUAUAUGUCCUCUAGACUGAACAGGGCUGUCCAUAUCUCCUGUUCUCACCGUGUCUCGCGAAUACCAUGCCUCCACCCCAUUGAAUAGCUCUAAAAUAUUGCGCUCUGCAAAUGUAAAAUAAUAAUGUUUACUGUGCAGUGUUAUGAAUAUUAAAUAUGUCCCAUGUUAUUGUGGGCAAUAAACUAUGCGAAAAUAUAUAUUUAACAAUUUCACUCUAUUGAGUGUUUUUUUUUUUUUUUAACUUACCUUAUUUAUUUACGUGUCUGCACUAAUUGUUGUAUUUAAUGGCCAAUACAUUCUUAUAGUAUGUCCAAUGUUCUUGAAAUUAUAGUUUCAAGAUAAAACACAACUGCUUCAUGUCAAGUGGAAGUAGGGGCUGACUACCCCCAUUGAACCGGUGUGCAGUGUAAAUCUCUGUACAUAUACAUACAAGAAAUACUGUAAGAGAAUUGGUGUGAAGUGUACAGUAUGUUUUAAUGCCCAAAUUUUUACGUACCUCUGUCUAU